AUAUUGUUGGCGCAUGCUAGCGCCUGCGCACUUUGUUUUUUUGAAUUGGCGUCUUUAAACAUGCAAAAAAUCGACGAUUUGGAGACUUUGCGCUCAUUUCUGGCCUCAAAAGACAACACAGUGAACAAUGUGUACUUUUCGGACGUGCCUCAAGUGUGUAAGGACUUUCCGUGUAUUUUGGGGAUUGACGAAGCCGGUCGGGGUCCAGUUUUAGGCCCCAUGGUUUAUGGAACAGCCUUCUGUCCAUUAAACGAGGCCACACUUCCCGAUUCGUUGGGUUGUGCCGACUCCAAGGCCUUAAAUGAGGAGUCACGUGACGUGAUUUUUUCAAAAAUUUGCGCCAAUCGUAAAAUGGGGUGGGGGGUGGAGGUGAUAGCCCCCAACAGUAUUUGUAAUAGUAUGUUAAGUCGGCAAAAGUAUUCGCUAAAUCAAGUAUCCAUGGACGCUGCCAUUAAUUUAAUCAAGAUGGCGCUAAAAGGGGGGGUUAAUUUAUCUCAUGUUUAUGUGGAUACUGUGGGCCCCCCUGAAAAAUAUCAAGCGUAUUUGAAGUCGCUGUUCCCCAAUGUGGGCGUGACGGUGGCGAAAAAAGCCGAUUCGACGUUUCCGAUUGUUUCCGCGGCGAGUAUUUGUGCGAAAGUGACACGUGACUACGCUUUGAAGGGGUGGGGGUUUGGGGAGGGGUUACAGGCGGGGCAUGAGGAGUUUGGGAGUGGCUAUCCAGGUGAUCCGAAUACGAAAAAAUUUCUACAGAAUUAUCGGGACCCUGUCUUCGGGUACCCCCAUUUGGUGAGGUUUAGUUGGUCGACGGCGUCUGAGGCACUUAAGGAGGCGUAUCAUGUUGAUUGGGAGGAGAAUGAGGAGGUGAUCCCCAUUGGAAAUACAUCGAUUACUGAGUUUUUUAAAAUGACUAAAAAUAGGGGGGCGAGGUCCCUCCAUGAUUUUUUCACUACCAGGUGUUUAAGUCGGAAAGUUGAGUUUUGAUUAAUAUAGACUGAUUUUUUUA
Molecule: messenger RNA, 1003 nt
Organism: Tribolium castaneum (red flour beetle)
Lineage: Eukaryota; Metazoa; Arthropoda; Insecta; Coleoptera; Tenebrionidae
Exons: 3
Coding region: 61-981 (306 amino acids)
Biological process (GO): DNA replication, removal of RNA primer; mismatch repair
Cellular component (GO): ribonuclease H2 complex
Molecular function (GO): RNA binding; RNA-DNA hybrid ribonuclease activity
Source: RefSeq, a predicted model, not a curated record